CUAGGGAUCUCUCUCUCUCCACCAUUUGCAGAUCGUGUUUUGUCGUAAACCAGAAGAAAACACACACAAAUCACACACACUCUUUCUCUCUCUACCUCUGCCACACACACACACUUUCUCUCUCUAUACGUAUACAUUCACACACUCACCUUCUCUCUCUCUAGAAUAGUUUCAACUUUCAAAUCUACUUUCUCUCUCUAGAAACCUUUCAAUCACUCACCGACUGAACAAACAAUGUUCGAUUCGGUUCUACAAUCUGGCAGCAUGUGGAGCUCUGACAAACCCUAACUCUGUGAUUUGUUCGGAACUUUUGUCAGAUUGUUGAAUCUGGUGAGUUGAAUCGGUCAAUGGCAGCUUCCUCUUCGAGAGGACCAGUAAGUUCAUCGUUCUACAAUAACAACAAACCUUCAAGUCCGUUUUCGUCGUCUUCAUCGUCUUCCUCGUUCAAGCAGACCGUACCUCAAUCAUCCGCAUCCGCAUCGACAUUUUACGGAGGCUCCGGAAACGGUUACGGUUCCAGAUCUGAUAAUUUUAACCUCACUGCUUCCGACUCGAUGUAUUCUCGUGGCGGUUACGGCGCGCUUUCGCCUGUAGGUUAUCCGUCUGCUGAUGAGAUGAUUGAUGAGCCGAUUGAUGAUGUUCCGAGAUCCGGAGGAGGUGAUAGCAUUUCUGUUACAAUUCGGUUUAGGCCUUUGAGUGAAAGAGAGUAUCAGAGGGGAGAUGAGGUUGCCUGGUAUGCUGAUGGAGAUAAACUCGUGCGGAAUGAGUACAAUCCGGCCACUUCGUAUGCGUUUGAUAAAGUUUUUGGAUCGUAUGCGGAAACUCAGGAAGUGUAUGAAGUAGCUGCUGGACCUGUUAUAAGAGCUGCUAUGGAAGGCAUAAAUGGAACUGUAUUCGCAUAUGGUGUUACAAGUAGUGGGAAGACGCAUACCAUGCAUGGUGAUCAUAAUUCUCCAGGAAUAAUACCCUUGGCCAUAAAGGAUGUUUUCAGCAUUAUUCAGGAUACACCAGGAAGGGAAUUCUUGCUGCGUGUGUCAUAUAUCGAGAUAUAUAACGAGGUGAUUAAUGAUCUGCUCGAUCCAACGGGACAAAAUCUGCGUGUUCGAGAAGAUGCACAGGGUACAUAUGUUGAAGGUAUUAAGGAAGAGGUGGUUCUAUCUCCUGGGCAUGCUCUUUCUUUUAUUGCCGCUGGUGAAGAGCACAGACACAUUGGUUCAAAUAACUUCAAUCUUCUUAGCAGCCGUAGUCACACAAUAUUUACCCUGAUGAUUGAAAGUAGCUCCCAUGGUGACGAAUAUGACGGAGUCAUAUUUUCUCAACUUAAUCUCAUUGAUCUUGCGGGAUCUGAGAGCUCAAAAACUGAAACCACGGGACUGAGGAGGAAGGAAGGCUCUUACAUAAACAAAAGUCUUCUAACCCUUGGAACUGUUAUUGGAAAGCUAAGUGAAGGAAGGGCAUCCCAUAUUCCUUAUAGAGAUUCCAAGCUUACCCGUAUUUUACAGUCUUCAUUGAGCGGCCAUGGACAUGUUUCUCUUAUCUGCACCAUAACCCCUGCAUCUAGUAGCAUGGAGGAGACUCAUAAUACGUUAAAGUUUGCUAGUAGGGCAAAACGCAUUGAAAUAUAUGCUUCUCAGAAUAAGAUCAUUGAUGAAAAGUCUUUGAUUAAGAAGUACCAAAGAGAGAUAUCAGCUCUUAAACUCGAGCUUGAUCAGUUGCGUAGGGGUAUGCUUGUAGGUGUCAAUCCAGAAGAGAUAAUGAGCUUAAAACAAAAGUUAGAAGAAGGACAAGUGAAGAUGCAAUCACGAUUAGAGGAAGAGGAAGAAGCCAAAGCUGCUCUCAUGAGUCGAAUUCAGAGGCUAACAAAGCUAAUACUUGUUUCUUCGAAAAACACGUAUCCUGCUAAUGAUGAAGAUAAUGGUUUAUUGCAAAGUGACAUUCAGAAUGACUUAGUUUCCGGUGAGUUGUCAGCAGCAGGUAGCACUAUCACCGACUCUAAUGCAGGUGAAGUUGUUAGUGGUGCUGGCAGUGGCGUGAAGCGUAUUACAGGUGGACUCUCAAUAGAUGAGAUGGAUCUUCUAGUGGAGAGAGUGAAGAUGCUUGCAGGAGAGAUUGCAUUCAGUACCAGUACCUUGAAGCGUUUAGUUGAGCAGUCAGCAAAUGAUCCCGAGAGUUCAAAAACUCAAAUAGAACAACUGGAACAUGAAAUAGAAGAAAAAAGAAAGCAAAUGAGGGCCUUGGAGAAACAAAUUGUUGAAAGCAAUGAAGCUUCAAUUUCUAAUACAUCGUUGUCUGAUAUGCAGCAGACAAUGAUGAAAUUGAUGACACAGUGUGACGAAAAGGCUUUUGAGCUUGAGCUCAAGACAGCAGACAAUCGCAUCCUCCAGGAAGAACUGCAGAACAAGUGUGCAGAAAACAAAGAACUUCAUGAAAGAAUCAUGCUGCUUGAACAACAGCUAGCUAUGGCUAAUGAGAAGCCAAAGGUAUCUGCAGAACAUCAUGGAUCCAAAGAGUACAUUGAUGGGCUCAGGACUAAAAUUAAGAUUCAGGAGGUAGAGAAUGAAAAACUGAAGCUAGAGCAUGUUCAAAUUCUAGAGGAGAACAGUGGAUUAUACGUGCAGAAUCAGAAACUUUCAGAAGAAGCCUCAUACGCAAAGGAAUUAGCAUCUGCUGCUGCUGUCGAACUCAAGAAUUUAGCAGGUGAAGUCACUAAACUUUCACUAGAGAACGCAAAACUCGAGAAAGAAUUGGUGGCCGCUUGUGAAAUGGCAAACUCCAAAUCCGCAAACGGUGGUAACCGCAAGUACGAUCCUGUAAAACCGGGUCGAAAAGGACGUUCCUCUAGCCGAGUCAAAGAUGAGUUUGACUCGUGGAGCCUCGAUGUAGAAGAUUUAAGAAUGGAGUUACAGGCAAGGAGGCAACGCGAGGCAAAGCUUGAGGCUGCCUUGUCGGAGAAGGAACUAAUAGAAGAGGAAUACCGAAAGAAAGUUGAGGAGUCGAAGAAAAAGGAAGCAUCUUUGGAAAAUGAUUUGGCAAACAUGUGGGUUCUUGUUGCUCAGCUGAAGAAAGAAGCAAAGGGUUCUGUUACUUCUGUAACUGUUCCUGAAUCAAACAGUAAUGAAAAUGUGAAUCAUACUGAGAAAUCUGAAAAUGUGAAUCACCUGAAAGUAGAAAGCGGUGAUCGAAAUAAUUCUGUGGUUAAAGAGAGCCGCAUCUUGAAUGUUUCACAAACAACACAGAAUGUGACUAAAGAAGAGCCCCUUGUUGCUCGUUUGAAGGCUCGAAUGCAAGAGAUGAAGGAAAAGGAGGUUAAUUAUGUUGGGAAUGGAGAUGCAAAUUCUCAUGUAUGUAAAGUAUGCUUUGAGUCAUCAACAGCAGCCAUGCUUCUUCCAUGCCGCCAUUUUAGUUUGUGUAAAUCUUGUUCAAUUGCGUGUUCUGAAUGUCCAAUUUGCCGAACCAAGAUCACGGAUAGAGUUUUUGCUUUCACUUCUUGAUAUAUGCCUUUUAUCUCCUUCAAAUUGAAGGAGUUGUUUUUUCAUGAAGGAUGGUGUGGGUGUAAUUUAUUGAUUUCUCAAUCUUUAUCUGUAUGUAAACAAAACACUGUUGAAAAAGGUAUAAUUUUCAUCUGUGUAUGUUUUUGUUUCCAAACUCGUGACUAAAACAUGCAAUAGAAAUAUGUUCAAACCGCGA
Molecule: messenger RNA, 3687 nt
Organism: Helianthus annuus (common sunflower)
Lineage: Eukaryota; Viridiplantae; Streptophyta; Magnoliopsida; Asterales; Asteraceae
Product: kinesin-like protein KIN-7D, mitochondrial
Exons: 25
Coding region: 348-3491 (1047 amino acids)
Biological process (GO): microtubule-based movement
Molecular function (GO): microtubule binding; ATP binding; microtubule motor activity
Source: RefSeq, a predicted model, not a curated record